AGUCCCCUGAUGGAUAAACAUUUUGACAUAACCUCAAAAUCUGAUCAUCUGUCAAAAUGAAUUUUUUCUUUUUUGAUAAUAAUAAUUAAUUAAAUAAUUGAGAAAAGAUAAAUAAAACUCAAAAAGAAUAUUUCUAUUUCCAAGGGCAAUUAUUAGAAAGGUAUAUUGUAUAUUUCACUGCAAUUAAAACAAUGAUUGACCAAAGUGUAAUUGGAAUCGGCAUUUUAAUUUUUCUAGCUGUGAUAUUUAAUUUUUCUCUUCAUCGUAUAGAAGAAGGACAUGUUGGUGUUUAUUUUCGUGGUGGAGCAUUAUUGCCUCAUGUCAGUAAUCCAGGAUUUCAUAUGAUGAUUCCCGUUCUUACAUAUUAUCGUGCAGUACAAAUAACUUUGCAAACAGAUGAAGUAAAAAAUGUUCCAUGUGGAACAAGUGGUGGUGUGAUGAUUUAUUUUGAUCGAAUUGAAGUUGUUAAUAUUUUAGACGCCGGUGCCGUCUACAAUAUGGUUCGAAAUUUCACUGCUGAUUAUGAUCGAACAUUAAUUUUUAAUAAAGUUCAUCAUGAAUUAAAUCAAUUUUGUUCGGUGCACACUUUGCAUGAAGUUUAUAUUGAUCUCUUCGAUCAAAUUGAUGAAAAUUUGAAAACUGCAUUACAAAAAGAUUUAAAUGAACUUGCACCAGGUUUACAUAUUCAAGCUGUUCGUGUUACAAAGCCAAAAAUACCGGAAACAAUUAGAAAAAAUUACGAACUCAUGGAAGGUGAAAAAACAAAACUUUUAAUAUCAACACAACAUCAAAAAGUCGUUGAAAAAGACGCUGAGACAGAUCGUAAGAAAGCAAUCAUCAUUGCCGAGAAAGAGGCACUAGUUGCAAAAAUUCAAUUUGAACAGAAAAUCAUGGAAAAAGAAUCACUACAAAGAAUUGCUUCUAUCGAAGAUGAAAUGCAUUUGGCACGUGAAAAAAGUCGUUCUGACGCUGAAUUUUAUCAAACAAAAAAACAAGCCGAAGCAAAUGAUUUAUUAUUAUCGAAAGAAUUUUUAGAAUUAAAAAAAUAUGAAUCACUUGGACAAAAUUCGAAAAUUUAUUACGGUCAAGAUAUACCGAAAAUGUUUUCCCUUGGCGGAUGUUCGAAUGAUCCAACAUUGGGUCAUAUUUCCGGUAGGACACACUCAACAUCUUCUGUUGAUAGUAAAACAUAAUUUUCACUCUCUACUUUAUUUAUUUUUUUUUUAUUUUUUUUUUACACAAAAUCUGUUUUUUUAAAUUUCUUUUUCUGUUGCCUUUAUUUAUUCUAGUAAACAUCGAACUGUAAUAUGUAAAUAUUUUUGUUUAUUAAAUUCGUUUAUUUACACAUACACAAGUUUAAAAUAACACAAAAAUACAAGUUUUGUACAUAUAUAUAAAUUUUGUUCAUUUUUUAAAAUGAAAGAAAAACAAAUGUAAACUGUUGUCCUAUUUAUGAAAUACAUAUUUUUUAUCACUA
Molecule: messenger RNA, 1477 nt
Organism: Leptopilina boulardi
Lineage: Eukaryota; Metazoa; Arthropoda; Insecta; Hymenoptera; Figitidae
Product: erlin-1-like
Exons: 5
Coding region: 192-1193 (333 amino acids)
Biological process (GO): SREBP signaling pathway
Cellular component (GO): endoplasmic reticulum membrane; endoplasmic reticulum
Molecular function (GO): ubiquitin protein ligase binding; cholesterol binding
Source: RefSeq, a predicted model, not a curated record